Nerophis lumbriciformis (worm pipefish) is the source of this 2892-nucleotide messenger RNA. Lineage: Eukaryota; Metazoa; Chordata; Actinopteri; Syngnathiformes; Syngnathidae. The record is from RefSeq and is a predicted model, not a curated record.
AUGGAGAAAAGCUUCCAAGCAGAAAACACCAACAAUGAAGAUGAAGAUAAAGCAGCCGAAGAUGUUGUAGUGAUACCUACAUCCACAUGUGAAGAAGCAGACUUCUGGGAAUCUUUAGAGAAGGACGGCAAAAUACAGUCCAAUGAGCAGCUGGAAUCAGAGAGGAUAAACCAAGUACAAACACAAAGCGACGAAGAUGUUUCGAUUUCCUGCUUUAUGGACACAUGCAAACCUUCCAUAUCGAGCCUUUCUUCCUCAAACAGUGCAUGUUCAUCAUCGUCGUUUUCAGUGAUGUGUCUCACACCACCUUUACCCGCCUCUGUUGAGCUCUCAGCAGUGUUGACUGAUACCAGGCUCACCUUGGAUGUCUACCAGGGAGGAGCAUCUGUACUGCCACUGCUUUGGAGUUCUAUUCCAGGACAGCUCAGGAGGCUCCAGUACCUGAGACUUGGUUCUGAGGAUAAACACGCACUUGAUGGUGCACUAGUUGUUCUCCCACAUUUGACAGAGCUACGCUCCCUUGCCAUUCGAGGGCACCGUUUUUACGACACUCAAGGAAACUCCUUGCCUGGGUUUCUCACCACUCUGCCCACAUCCCUUGUCUCCCUCUCUCUUCUGGCGCAUCUGGAUCUCUCCUUCAACCACCUCUCCGUCCUUCCAUUGUGUCUCCUCAGUUUACCUGCGUUGUCUUCCUUGCUUCUCUGUCACAACCACCUCUCAGAGCUCUCCCCGGAUAUAGGCCAGUUGUCCAGCCUCACCUAUCUCUCACUCAGUGGAAACAAGCUGGUUGCCCUCCCUUCGAGCUUUGGGCAGCUAAAAGAACUGCAGACACUGGAUGUUUCCAAUAACCUCCUCGAGGACCUGCCAAAUGAAAUUGGGUUUUUGGGAGAGCUUGUUAAACUGGAACUGUGCCACAACAAGCUGAAGAGGCUACCAGAGACCAUGGGUUUGCUCCAUUCCCUGAGGGAGCUUCUCAUCUUCAGCAAUGAUCUCCGCUUCAUCCCACCUAAUCUGAAGCAACUGCCUCUGCUGAAAAUCGAUGUUCGUGACAAUCCUUUGGGGCAACCGCUAACUCCUCUCCCUCUUCCCCCAGCACCUGAUGAAGCAGUCCCAAAUAUUCCUGAGUUGCAUCUCCUAUUCAAUCAACAUAAUUUUAGUGUUACGUCUGCUGGGUGUCAUGUGUUUCUCCCAGGGGGGAUGCAGCUGCUGUUUCCCCCGGGGUGCCUAAAGACACCGACGACUAUCGAGUGGGGCGAGAGGAGACCAAAGCGAAAGUGGGUGUUGCUCGAGGAGCAUGACAUUCUCCUCCGACGUCCACUGGAACUUCGACCUCAUGGAAUUACAUUUUAUAAGCCAGUAGAGGUGUGCAUAGGACAUCACCGUAAAAAAUGGAAGGAGGUUGUUAUACGGAAGUAUGAUGGGAACUCGUGGAGCACUUUACCCACUUCUCUCCGGAAAGGAAAUGAGAGAGACAGCAUUCACUCCCUUGGGCGUCCAGUCAGGCUGGCCUGCUGUUCCGUGAACCAGUUCUCCUGGUUUAUUGUGGUGGCCCGUCCAGUGAGGGACAGCUGUUCACUUUCACCAGAGGGAGCUCUUUUAGUGUCCAGCGCUGACCCGGGAGUCAAACUUGUCUUCCCUCCAGACUCUACCAAUCAAACCCGCACUAUAACUUUACAGGUGCUGCAGGUGUCUGUGCCAGAGGUACAAGCACUGUGCGGGGAUCCAGAGGCAAGUGUCAGUCCUCUUCUCUGCCUCUCACAAACUCCCAGCAUACACUUCCUACAACCAAUCAAAGUUCAGGUCCCAUUGCCACCAGGCGUUACAGGUCACACAGUUGAUGAAUCAUGUUUGUAUCUGCUGCACGGAGACCCCACGGCCCAAACCUGGACAGACAUCACGUCCCAAGUGUCCCUCUAUGUCACCCAUUUGUAUGCAAUUUUCUACAUUACACAUUUUUCCUGGUACUGGCUCUGGUACAAGACUCAAAGCUGUGUUAGUGGUAUGGUGAGAAAGGUGUACCAAAAGCUAAAACAGUUUAAAGUCCAGUUCAUGGCCCUGCAGCGGAAAACGGAUCCUGCGCAAGUCUUGCUGCAGUGUUUGCCAGCUAACAAGGUGGAUGACAGAGUGAAGUCACUAUCUGAACAGUAUGAUGGACCCCAGCCUUCCGACCUUUGUGACCUUCUGGAAGGCGAACAGUUCUUUGCCGGCUUUGAGAGAGGCUUAGAUAUCUGCACAGACAGACCCGACUGUGUUGGGGGAAGACUGUGUUUUGUGUUUUAUUCCAGUCUGAAGAAUCUGAAGGAAGUGUACAUCUCUCCUGCAAAGGGCCUUCAGGGUCCAGUGCGAGGAGAAGUCUCAUUUUAUAGAGGGGGGAUUCCCAGUGGUUUGCCAGAGGAAGUAGUGAGGAAGAGGAAAGGUCAUGAAAGCCAGUGGCUUGCAACUUUACCGCUGAGACUUCCUGCGCUAGAUGCUGAUAACAAGUACAUAAUUGAAGAAUUCCAGCUUCCUCCUCUAAACCUCGGUGAUCCUGAGAGCGGUUACCUGACGGAAGCCAAUCUUCUAUCCAUCUCCCUCCAAAUUGGACAGGAUUGGCGCAUGAUUGGCAUCAAUCUUGGAUUAAGCUACCAUGAGUUAGACCGCAUUCAAUACAAAUACAGGGACAAUCUUGGAGCUCUGGUGCUGGAGAUGCUCUUCCAAUGGGCCCGAGAACAGAAAAGGGUUGGACCUGGGGCGGUGUCACGAUUGACGGCAGCCAUGAUUGAAAGUGGCAGGCAGGAUCUCGCAGAUGAGCUCGAAGACAUAGUCAGUCUGGGAAGGCAAAAGUACACUGAAUCACUGAGGAGAGUUGGCCUGGAGGUGGAGGGGCAGCCCCUCUCUGAAAGCCAGCAGUAG